Messenger RNA from Bombyx mandarina (wild silkworm), 2527 nucleotides. It is a transcript of the gene SrpRalpha, whose product is annotated as signal recognition particle receptor alpha. Gene Ontology annotation, cellular component: endoplasmic reticulum membrane; signal recognition particle receptor complex. Gene Ontology annotation, biological process: intracellular protein transport; SRP-dependent cotranslational protein targeting to membrane. Gene Ontology annotation, molecular function: GTP binding; ATP hydrolysis activity; signal recognition particle binding. The record is from RefSeq and is a predicted model, not a curated record. NCBI's taxonomy places the organism in Eukaryota, Metazoa, Arthropoda, Insecta, Lepidoptera, Bombycidae.
ACAUCUAUCUCACGUCUCACAGUAGUCUAUGAAAACAUCCAACAUCUGUGUCGUAGUACAUAAACGAGAAUAAAACUGUUUAUUAUUUGUAGAACUUCAUAAACGUAAUCAAAAUGUUAGAUUUAUUCAGUAUUUUCAGUAAAGGGGGCAUUGUAUUAUGGUGUUUCCAAAGUACUAGUGAAAUAUUUUCGCCAUCCGUGAAUGCUUUAAUACGUAGUGUAAUAUUGCAAGAACGCUCUGGCAAUAACACAUUCAAUCAUAAUGCCUUAACACUACAAUACAAACUAGAUAAUGAGUUUGAACUGGUUUUUGUAGUUGCAUACCAACGCAUACUCCAGUUAUCAUAUGUGGAUAAGUUCCUCAAUGAUGUCCACUUGGAGUUCAGGGACAAGUACAAGAAUGAGCUCCAGACAGGUCCCUGUAUCGUUGAUUUUAAUUUUAAAACUACCUUUGAUAAAGUGCUGAAGGAAUGUGAAAUAUGGGCAAAGUCACAAGCUAAAAUUCCAAAACAGAUGAGGACUUUUGAGGAUUCCCAAAAAUCCAAAAAGACUGUUGCAUCUAUGAUCGAACGUAAAGGAGAUGAGAAAGGGAAGAAAACUGUCAAAAUAGUCGAAAGUAAAAAUCUUACAAAUGGUAAAGCAGAGGAAGUUACAAAUAAUACAUAUGAUGAUGAUGUCAUCGCUGCAAACAGAGCCAAGCUAGCACAGAAGCUGGCAUCGAAAACAAAGAAGGAACCCAAGAAAUCUCCAAAGAGUCCCCAGAAGGCAGACCGCGUGAAGCAGCCCCGCGUGUGGGAGCUCGGCGGUGACACGCGCGACGUCGCUGUGCUGGACUACAGUACUGACCAACCAGGGGAAGCUGCUACCUUACUGCCGGACACGCAGUUGAUUGGUCAAAUGACUGGUGCCAUUCGUGACUUGGAAGUAGAAUCCGAGGAGAGCAGCAGUGAGGAAGAGGAGGUAACUUCUCAGCCGACUUCCAAGAAAACUGGAGGAAUGUUCAGUUUAUUAAAAGGUCUAGUCGGUGCAAAAGCAUUGUCCGAGGAAACGAUGCGACCGGUGUUGGACAAGCUUCGUGAUCACCUCAUCGGGAAGAACGUCGCCGCUGACAUCGCCAAUAAGCUCUGUGAUAGUGUUGCCAUCAAACUAGAGGGGAAGGUGCUAGGUACCUUCGACAGUGUUGCCAAGACGGUGAAGGCUACCCUCACCGAGUCCCUCGUGCGGAUACUGUCGCCGAAGCGUCGCGUGGACAUCCUGCGGGACUGUCUGCACGCCAAGCAGGAGGGCCGGCCCUACGUCAUGGCGUUCUGCGGGGUGAACGGCGUCGGUAAAUCGACGAACCUGGCGAAGAUCUGCUUCUGGUUGAUCGAGAACGAUCUGUCGGUGCUGAUAGCGGCGUGCGACACGUUCCGCGCCGGCGCCGUGGAGCAGCUGCGCACGCACACGCGACACCUCAACGCGCUGCACCCGCCCGCGCGCCACCACGCACGACACAUGGUCACGCUCUACGAGAAGGGAUACGGCAAAGACGCGGCCGGCAUAGCGAUGGAAGCGAUACGAUACGCGUCUGACACUAAAACCGACGUAGUGCUGAUCGACACCGCGGGCCGAAUGCAGGACAACGAGCCUCUGAUGCGGGCCCUCGCCAAGCUCAUCGCGGUCAACGAACCCGACACGGUGCUCUUCGUGGGCGAGGCUCUCGUCGGGAACGAGGCCGUCGACCAGCUGGUCAAGUUCAAUCAGGCCCUCGCCGACUACAGCUCGUCCAGCAGUCCGCACGUCAUCGACGGAAUAGUGCUCACCAAGUUCGAUACUAUCGACGAUAAAGUCGGCGCCGCCAUAUCGAUGACGUACAUCACCGGGCAACCGAUAGUGUUCGUCGGAACGGGACAAACGUACACCGAUUUGAAAGCGCUGAACGCCAACGCUGUAGUCCACGCGUUGAUGAAGUGAACUUAUAGUGCUGUGCGCUGUUAUUAUCGAUAAUUAAUAGUCGAUUUUUUUUUGUCACAAAAUCGUUGUAAUCGGAUCUUAAAAUUUUUAAUGUAAGCACGCUUCGAAUUGGAAUUAACACAAAAUCAUAACUUGUCUUUAUCAUUUAGAAUAGGUAUUUGGUGUGCUUAUUUGAAGAAAAAAUAGGUAGUUUAAUGUUUAAUAUGAUGUUCUAAAUACAUUACAUAUGAGUACAACAAAGGAUUAAUUAUAAUAUAUCAAUUGAAAUAGAUAGGAUAUUUUGGAUAAUAAAUUUUCCAAUGUCUUAAGGUGAACGUCAUAAGAAAGAAAUUAAUUGAUUUAAUAAACAGCUCCUAAAUAUUUAGCUUAUUAAGAAGCAAGUUGGACUUAGUUUGCUAGUAAAGUAGGCAUUAUUAUUUGUAUCUCGAAUUCGAAUAAGCAGCGCACUGCCCUAAUAAGACCAACAACUAUAAGGCAAUUACUUUUAAAAUGUUAUCUUUCAAAGCCAAUUAUUUACACUCUAACUUCGAUAAAAUAAACAUAAGGUCUUGUUUUUUUUUUUCAAUACGGCAAUG